Molecule: messenger RNA, 1448 nt
Organism: Triticum aestivum (bread wheat)
Lineage: Eukaryota; Viridiplantae; Streptophyta; Magnoliopsida; Poales; Poaceae
Exons: 2
Coding region: 225-1172 (315 amino acids)
Source: RefSeq, a predicted model, not a curated record
GCUCACCUCUUGGAUAGAGAAGGGCCCAAAUUGGUCUUCGUUGGACGAACUGAUAGUGAUGCAAACGCGCAUCCAAAGCAUGGUGGAUAAAAACAUCAAGCUCGUCGACGUCAUCCAGGUGAUGCUGGUACGCCGGAUCCUCCCAUGCCAAAGCCGAACCUGCCCCUUAUGGGAAUUUGAUCUGAAGAAGCACCAAACCUUGGAAAGGCUCUUCGGAACCACUCAUGAAGAUGCUUGGAAGUUGCUAUUCAAAGGCAACGAGACGCCGCCAGCCAUGGACUCGGACCGCGGGCACGAUAUUACCCAUCAUGCCAAUGCGGUAUGUCUUUCACGUCUUAAGGCGCAUCCUCGACUUGCUUGUUUCAAGGAGGAUAUCUAAACUUUAUUAUUAUUGUUUUUUUAGGUAUGGACGGAGAGGGUGGAGCGGAUUCACUAUUCGGCUCCGCCGCCCAAAGAACCAGUCAUCCCGCUCCGGGCGAAGAUGCUGGUGCCUGCGCCCUAUAAGGCACCGGAGAAGAAGGCCAAGAAGAAGGCCAAGGGGGUCCGGAGUGGCCUACGCCGCAAGGGAGCUUCAGACGUGUCGUCCGAAGACAAGACUCUCUCCUCCGCCGCCGAAGACGAUGACGAGGAGGAGGAAGAAAAUACCUCUCCCGUUGAUGGGGGGAGGAAGAAGAGGGCGGCCUCCAAAAAUCUGGAGGCGGAGGAGCCCAAGAGGGGGAAGGGUCCCCCUGCGGAUAACUCCGCGUGAGACAUCGACAGUAGCCCGGAGCGACGCCCCCGAAACAAGCCUCUGGCCAUGUUUCCGGCCCAUGAUAGCUCCCUGUGAUCCUCAUCAAGAGGUUCGUUGCAUUCGAAGGCGAUGGCCAGCGGGUCACCGCCGGCCGCUCACUCUCCUACGGCCAAGGGCGACGAUGAGGUGUUGUCCCAAAAAGGACCUUCCCCGGCCAGAUAGAGGUUCAGGAGGCCGCCAGGGUGGCGCCAGAGGGCGAAGCCUCGGCUGCCAGACACAUGGGGGAGCAGACCCCAUGGUGACUGAGGAUGGGGGCUUUGCUCAGUUCGGCCCCCAGUCGAAUACAAGUCCGGAGACCUAUAUGGCUCCGGAAUCUGGUGAGAAACCUCCUUCGAAAGAAGGGGGCGUGCCUAUGCCGCCGGUGACGUCUGUCCAACCAUAGGCACCGGAUAAUCUGCUGGAAGCGCUACGCGGCGCUUCCAUUGUGGAUGAACACCGUAUCCUUACGGGUACGGUGAUUGAGAGGGUUCAGUCCGUCAAGAGCGGACUAAUCGAAGCCUGCAGCAGCCUGCUGACAGGUUUUGAGGUAGGCAACGCAAAAUAGAAAAUCCCAAUAUAGACAAUAGCCCCUGAGACACGGUCCGGUGUUCGGAAAGAAGAGCCGGACAGAGGAUCAAUUUAUUUUCGCAGGAAACUAAAUAUGUCUUAUAUGAAUAAG